UCUCGAGCAUAGCAGACUAAACAUGAAGACUUCAGCACUCAUCGCAGUUAUUCCAGCCAUACUAGGUGUCGCCGACGGCCAUUGGAUAUGGGCUCGGGUAGCCCACAAUGGAGUCUGGCAAGAGCCUCUACAAUACCUCCGAAACCACACAAGUCCCUUCUGUGAUGAGCCUUUACAACCCCCAGGAUACAGUGGGACUCCCUGUCGCCACGCGUCAUGGCCACACUACGCGUUUGACUUGCCCAACUCUGUCCGCUGCGGCCGCGGCACUAUCGAGCACGGAGUGACCACGGAGACGCUCAAAGUCAAAGCUGGUGACACGCUCGAGGUCCAGCAAGUGCGCGCCUCCCCGGAGGAGUUCGACCAGACGGCUUAUAAGACCAUUUUCGAGUGCAGCUCUGGACCUGGUGCUUGUUGCGAGGGUUAUGGUGCCUGCUCAUUCUGGAACGGAAUCGAGCAACCGGUAGACUUCAACCACUGGGGCCCAAGAACCAUCCAUCUCUCCAAGGUGCCAGAGGGACAAGACGUAAGCACGUACGAUGGCUCUGGUGAAUGGACAAAGAUCGAUACGCAAGGCGUGGACGUGGUGGACGGAAGUAUGCGCUGGCACAUGUACGUCGGCGAUAACAAUCUGCCGCCUCGGGCGCCCUUCAAAAUCCCUAAGCAAACGCCCGCUGGCCAGUACCUGAUGCGCAUCGACCUCAUGUGGCCAGGAACCAAAGAAGCUGAACAAAACGACGCGCAGAUGUAUCCCGGGUGUGCGCAGAUCGAGGUCGAGAGUGAAUAUACUGGAUCGCUUCCUGAAGGCGGAGUGAAGAUUCCUGAGGAUCUGGCUACGGGUAAACCUGGAACGCUAAUGAGUAGAGAUAUGCAAAACUUCCAGAAGGUGGAUGAAGAUUAUGAGUAUCCUGGGGGGCCGCUUUGGGAUGGCGAGAAGUUAGUACAGGAUCGUCCGCCUGCGGUUUAG
This is a messenger RNA of Periconia digitata, 967 nucleotides long. Lineage: Eukaryota; Fungi; Ascomycota; Dothideomycetes; Pleosporales; Periconiaceae. The record is from the annotation of a GenBank genome assembly.